This is a messenger RNA of Passer montanus (Eurasian tree sparrow), 2254 nucleotides long. It is a transcript of the gene SF3B2, whose product is annotated as splicing factor 3b subunit 2. The record is from RefSeq and is a predicted model, not a curated record. The coding region runs from base 1 to 2181 and encodes 726 amino acids. Lineage: Eukaryota; Metazoa; Chordata; Aves; Passeriformes; Passeridae. Gene Ontology annotation, cellular component: U2-type spliceosomal complex; nucleus; precatalytic spliceosome. The transcript has 19 exons. Gene Ontology annotation, biological process: mRNA splicing, via spliceosome.
AUGCAAAUGAGCGUGAAUACGUGCAGAACAUGUGGGCGGAGCUAUGCAAACGAGGACCUGCGGUUUGGCGGGAAGCGAGGGACCCGUGAGGAGCUGCUGGAGCGGCUCCAGGCCUACACGCUGCAGACUGGGAUCGUGCUGAGCCGCCCCGCCCUGCGCCCCGAGGAGGGGGACAAGGCCCCGCCCCCCCAGCUGCCCCCAGCGCUGCCCCUGCAGCACCCCCUGGUGCCCCCCCCUCCCCCGCCGGGGCUGGGGCUGGGCUUCGGGCUGGGGGGGCCCGUGGGGGGGGUCCCGGUGCCGCCCCCCCCCGCGGGGCUCUCCGAGGAGGAGCGGCUGACGCUGGCCCAGCAGCAGGCGGCCCUGCUGCUGCAGGAGGAGCGGGCGCAGGGCCAGCACCCGUUUGGGGACAAGGCCAAGGAGCAGGAGCUGCUGGAGCAGCAGAAACGGACCGAGGACUCCGGGGUGGGCCCCAAGAUCCCGCAGGCGCUGGAGAAGAUCCUGCAGCUCAAGGAGAGCCGCCAGGAGGAGCUGGUGACACGGAACCGGAAGCGCCGGAACCGCAAGAAGAAGAAGCGGGGGAGGGGCGGGGCCCGGGAGGGGGCCCCAACCCCGACCCCCCCCCGGGGGGACCCCGAGCCCCCCCCCGGGGACGCCCCCGAGGUGGAGAUCGAGUACGUGAGCGAGGAGCCCGAGAUCUACGACCCCAACUUCGUCUUCUUCAAGAGGAUCUUCGAGGCCUUCAAGCUGACGGACGAGGUGAAGAAGGACAAGGAGAAGGAGCCGGAGCGGGCGGAGCGAGCCGAGAGCGCCGGAGUGCCGCGGAAAAAGGGACCCGAGGAUGGCACCAGGGGCAAUAGGGGCAGCGAUGGGGACAGCUCCAAGGAUGAGCAGGAGAAGAAGCAGGAGGUCCCCAAGCUGUCCAAGAAGAAGCUGCGGCGCAUGAACAGGUUCACGGUGGCCGAGCUGAAGCAGCUGGUGGCCCGCCCGGACGUGGUGGAGAUGCACGAUGUGACGGCGCAGGACCCCAAGCUGCUGGUGCACCUGAAGGCCACGCGGAACUCGGUGCCGGUGCCGCGGCACUGGUGCUUCAAGAGGAAAUACCUGCAGGGCAAGAGGGGCAUCGAGAAGCCGCCCUUCGAGCUGCCCGAGUUCAUCAAGCGCACCGGCAUCCAGGAGAUGCGCGAGGCCCUGCAGGAGAAGGAGGAGCAGAAGACGAUGAAGUCCAAGAUGAGGGAGAAGGUGCGGCCCAAGAUGGGCAAGAUCGACAUCGACUACCAGAAGCUGCACGACGCCUUCUUCAAGUGGCAGACCAAGCCCAAGCUGACCAUCCACGGGGACCUCUACUACGAGGGGAAGGAGUUUGAGACGCGGCUCAAGGAGAAGAAGCCGGGAGAUCUCUCGGACGAGCUGCGGAUCGCGCUGGGCAUGCCCGUGGGGCCGAACGCCCACAAGGUGCCCCCCCCGUGGCUGAUCGCCAUGCAGCGCUACGGACCCCCCCCCUCGUACCCCAACCUCAAAAUCCCGGGGCUCAACUCCCCCAUCCCCGAGGGCUGCUCCUUCGGGUACCACGCCGGGGGCUGGGGGAAGCCGCCCGUGGACGAGACGGGGAAGCCGCUCUACGGGGACGUGUUCGGCACCAACGCCGCCGAGUUCCAGACCAAGGAGGAGGAGGAGGAGAUCGACCGCACGCCCUGGGGGGAGCUGGAGCCCUCGGACGAGGAAUCCUCGGAGGAGGAGGAGGAGGAGGAGAGCGACGAAGAAAAACCGGAUGAGACCGGCUUCAUCACCCCUGCCGACAGGUGGGCACCCCGAAAACAUCAGGGGAGCGAGACCCCCCAGCUGUUCACGGUGGUCCCCGAGAAGCGCACGGCGACCGUGGGCACGGCCAUGAUGGGCUCCACCCACAUCUACGACAUGUCCGCGGUGAUGGGCCGCAAGGGCCCGGUGGCAGAGGCGCAGGGCGUGGAGGUGGCGCUGGCCCCCGAGGAGCUGGAGCUGGACCCCACGGCCAUGACGCAGAAGUACGAGGAGCACGUGCGCGAGCAGCAGGCGCAGGUGGAGAAGGAGGACUUCAGCGACAUGGUGGCCGAGCACGCCGCCAAGCAGAAGCAGAAGAAGCGGAAGGCGCAGCCCCAGGACGCCCGCGGGGGGGGCAAGAAGUACAAGGAGUUCAAGUUCUAGAUGUCACCAGUGUCCCCAGCCUGUCCCCAGCCUGUCCCCUCCCUGUCCCCUCCCUGUCCUCACUGUCCCCCCU